Caenorhabditis angaria is the source of this 606-nucleotide messenger RNA. Lineage: Eukaryota; Metazoa; Nematoda; Chromadorea; Rhabditida; Rhabditidae. The record is from the annotation of a GenBank genome assembly.
AUGUUUCCGAUUCCAAUUCUUCUCAUAUUUCUUCAUUUUCAAAGCUCACAGUGGGUUUAUUUGAAAAUUUAAUGUGAAUUUCGAAAAAAAUGCAGCCAAAGGUUGCUCCUUUCAAAAUUCACUUCAAAUUCCACUGAGUUUCAGGGCUCAUGUCAUAAGAUUUUCGCCAAUUCGAAAUGACACUUUGAUCUUCGAAAUUGAUGUCUUCUGUGCUUAUCCGAAUUCUGAUUUUCAAAUGGAAAUAAAGGAAAUCGAUUUAUUGUGAGCACGGAAGCGGAAAAAUCUGCAAACCUCAUUCCAAUUUUUCAGCACACCGAAUGAUGAAAUAAUUCCAAUAUUCUCAAAAGUUUUGACGAAAGUUCAACACAUUUUAGUCUGAAAGUAUAUCAAAAAGGUGAUGAAAAAGGAUCAUCAGGAUAUGAGUGGAUUGCUCAUAUUAGUCAUAAUUGUAAUUCGAAGGCUGAAAUUAAAACAUUGGAAGUUUAUGAUAGAGAUUAUAUUGUUCCAAUUCCACUCAAACAAGAUACUAAAAUUAGUUUUUUGAUUGAUUUGACAAAUUAUGAUUAUUUUCAUUUGUGGCCGAUUGUUCAUAUUGACAAAAUUUGA